AGUGUUUAUAAACUAAGUGCAAUGGAUGAUCCUGGUAGAAUGAUGGGCCAUGGUGGCGGUGGUUUAAUGCCACCACAACCGUACGGUAUGACCCCACAAUCGGAUACACCUACGGGGGAAGGUGAAGCACGCAAACAAGAUAUCGGAGAAAUUUUACAACAAAUAAUGAACAUCACCGAUCAAAGCCUUGAUGAGGCACAAGCACGAAAACAUACAUUAAAUUGUCAUAGAAUGAAACCUGCCUUAUUUUCCGUACUUUGUGAAAUAAAAGAAAAAACCGUGUUGUCUCUACGUAACACUCAAGAAGAGGAACCACCAGAUCCUCAAUUAAUGCGUUUAGAUAACAUGCUCAUUGCUGAAGGUGUUGCUGGUCCCGAAAAGGGUGGUGGCGCCGGUGCAGCAGCUUCAGCAUCAGCCGCUUCUCAGGGUGGUCCAGGUCAACCUGAUAACGCUAUCGAGCAUUCAGAUUACAGAGCAAAAUUGGCACAAAUUCGUCAAAUAUAUCACCAAGAACUUGAAAAGUAUGAACAAGCCUGCAAUGAGUUCACUACUCACGUUAUGAAUUUGUUGCGUGAACAAUCACGUACACGCCCUAUAACACCUAAAGAAAUUGAACGUAUGGUUCAAAUCAUUCAUAAAAAAUUCAGUUCAAUUCAAAUGCAGUUGAAACAAUCCACUUGUGAAGCUGUUAUGAUACUAAGAUCCCGAUUCUUAGAUGCUCGACGUAAACGUCGUAAUUUCAGCAAACAAGCAUCUGAAAUAUUGAAUGAAUACUUUUAUUCACACCUAUCUAACCCAUAUCCAAGUGAAGAAGCAAAAGAAGAACUAGCAAGAAAAUGUGGCAUCACUGUCAGUCAAGUUUCGAAUUGGUUCGGUAAUAAACGCAUUCGUUAUAAGAAGAAUAUUGGUAAAGCACAAGAGGAAGCUAACUUGUAUGCUGCCAAGAAAGCAGCUGGUGCAUCGCCGUAUAGUGGAACAGCUACACCUAUGAUGUCCCCAGCUCCACCGCAAGAUUCAAUGGGGUAUUCAAUGGGAUCAGCAUAUGAUCAAGGUUCGGCUUAUGACGCUAGCUGUGGCUACGAUCCCAUGCAUCAAGAGUUAUCACCCUGAGAAGAAAAGUACGAUGCUACGUUGCAUCAUCAAUACCGUUAACGCAAUUGUAUACUAUUUAACCGUUGAAACGGUUUACUUCCGAUAAGUUUUCUCAUUUAAAAUUAUAGCAACGAUUGUUAUUUUUCAAUAUUUUAUAUUCUUUGAGAACAAUUUCAACUAAAAACAAAUUGUUUGAGAACAGUAAUUUCCAAUAACGGCCUAUAUUAAAUAUUAAAAAUGAAAAA
Molecule: messenger RNA, 1337 nt
Organism: Chrysoperla carnea
Lineage: Eukaryota; Metazoa; Arthropoda; Insecta; Neuroptera; Chrysopidae
Gene: exd
Product: homeobox protein extradenticle
Exons: 1
Coding region: 22-1110 (362 amino acids)
Biological process (GO): regulation of transcription by RNA polymerase II; neuron development; animal organ morphogenesis
Cellular component (GO): nucleus
Molecular function (GO): RNA polymerase II cis-regulatory region sequence-specific DNA binding; DNA-binding transcription factor activity, RNA polymerase II-specific
Source: RefSeq, a predicted model, not a curated record